UGCGAGGGAGGGCGGCUGCAGCCGGGAGGCGCAGUCCCCUAUGGCCGCGAGGUGGCGCCAUAGCUGCAGCAGCGCCUGCUGGCCGGGGCAGCCCCAGAUAAGAGUGUGCGGAAAGCGCGGCGGGUCUGAGACGCGACCAGGACGCGGGGAGGACGGACCAGCAGGACAGACCGACCGGGGGCCCGGCGGGCGGAGGGCAGCGCAGCGCAGCCACAUCCCCCCUGGAUCCGCCGUCAGCCGGGCCCGGGGCUUUCGACAUGCCCCCCAGGAGAGUGUGCUGGGCAGACGAUGCUGGACACGAUGGAGGCGCCCGGCCACUCGAGGCAGCUGCUGCUGCAGCUCAACAACCAGCGCACCAAAGGCUUCUUGUGCGACGUGAUCAUCGUGGUGCAGAACGCCCUCUUCCGCGCGCACAAGAACGUGCUGGCGGCCAGCAGCGCCUACCUCAAGUCCCUGGUGGUGCAUGACAACCUGCUAAACCUGGACCAUGACAUGGUGAGCCCGGCCGUGUUCCGCCUGGUGCUUGACUUCAUCUACACCGGCCGCCUGGCUGAUGGGGCAGAGGCAGCGGCAGCCGCAGCGGUGGCCCCGGGGGCCGAGCCGAGCCUGGGCGCCGUGCUGGCCGCCGCCAGCUACCUGCAGAUCCCUGACCUCGUGGCGCUGUGCAAGAAGCGCCUCAAGCGCCACGGCAAGUACUGCCACCUGCGGGGAGGCGGCAGUGGCGGCGGCGGCUAUGCACCCUAUGGGCGGCCGGGCCGGGGCCUGAGGGCCGCGACGCCCGUCAUCCAGGCCUGCUACUCGUCUCCGGCCGGGCCUCCGCCGCCGCCCGCCGCCGAGCCGUCGUCGGGCCCCGAGGCUGCGGUCAAUACACACUGCGCUGAGCUGUACGCCUCGGGCCCGGGCCCGGCCGCUGCCCUCUGCGUCCCGGAGCGCCGCUGCUCCCCACUCUGCGGCCUGGACCUGUCCAAGAAGAGCCCACCCGGUUCUUCGGCUCCCGAGCGGCCGCUGAGUGAGCGCGAGCUGCCCCCGCGCCCCGACAGCCCUCCCAGUGCGGGUCCCACCGCCUACAAGGACCCACCGCUUGGCCUGCCGCCGCUGCCCCCACUGCCCUUUCAGAAGCUGGAGGAGGCCGCACCGACUCCGGACCCGUUUCGUGGCAGCGGCGGCAGCCCGGGACCCGAGCCCCCCGGACGCCCCGACGGGUCCAGCCUUCUCUACCGCUGGAUGAAACACGAACCGGGCCUGGGUAGCUACGGCGACGAACUGGGCCGAGAUCGCGGGUCCUCAGGAGAGCGCUGCGAGGAGCGCGGCGGGGACCCGGCCACAUCGCCCGGGGGGCCACCGCUCGGCCUGGUGCCGCCGCCGCGCUACCCGGGCAGCCUGGACGGACCCGGCACAGGCGGCGAUGGCGACGACUACAAGAGCAGCAGCGAGGAGACUGGCAGUAGUGAGGAUCCUAGCCCACCCGGAGGCCACCUUGAGGGCUACCCAUGCCCGCACCUGGCUUAUGGCGAGCCAGAGAGCUUUGGUGACAACCUGUACGUGUGUAUCCCAUGUGGCAAGGGCUUUCCCAGCUCUGAACAGCUGAACGCGCACGUGGAGGCUCACGUGGAAGAGGAGGAGGCGCUUUAUGGCAGGGCCGAGGCGGCUGAGGUGGCUGCCGGGGCCGCCGGCCUCGGGCCCCCUUAUGGCAGCGGUGGGGACAAGGUUGCUGGGGCUCCAGGCGGUCUGGGAGAGCUGCUGCGGCCGUACCGCUGCGCGUCCUGCGACAAGAGCUACAAGGACCCGGCCACACUGCGGCAGCACGAGAAGACGCACUGGCUGACCCGGCCCUAUCCAUGUACCAUUUGCGGGAAGAAGUUUACGCAGCGCGGAACCAUGACACGCCACAUGCGCAGCCACCUGGGUCUCAAGCCCUUUGCGUGUGACGCGUGUGGCAUGCGCUUCACCCGCCAGUACCGCCUCACCGAGCACAUGCGCAUCCACUCGGGCGAGAAACCCUACGAAUGCCAGGUGUGCGGUGGCAAGUUCGCACAGCAACGCAACCUCAUCAGCCACAUGAAGAUGCACGCCGUAGGUGGCGCAGCCGGUGCAGCCGGGGCGCUGGCAGGCCUAGGGGGACUUCCCGGCGUCCCAGGCCCCGAUGGCAAGGGCAAGCUCGACUUCCCCGAGGGCGUCUUUGCUGUGGCCCGCCUCACGGCUGAACAGUUGAGCCUGAAGCAGCAGGACAAGGCGGCUGCGGCUGAACUGCUGGCGCAGACCACGCACUUCCUGCACGAUCCCAAGGUGGCGCUCGAGAGCCUCUACCCGCUGGCCAAGUUCACUGCGGAGCUGGGCCUCAGCCCAGACAAAGCGGCCGAAGUGCUGAGCCAGGGCGCUCACCUGGCCGCUGGACCCGACGGCCGGACCAUCGACCGUUUCUCUCCCACCUAGAGCGCCCCUCGCCGGCCCGGCCGACCACUGCCUCGCGGCCUGGCUCGUUCUCUUAAGGAAGCGGCGCAGGCAGCGCGCAGGCACCGCUCUCGGGACUAGUAGCAGCGGCAGCCGGCCGCAGUGGCGGCUCCACCUGGCCUCACUGCUUUGUGCCUUAGCCCGGGGGUGGGGGAAAACCCCGGGACGGGGGUGGGUUGGGGGAAGGGAGAUUUAUAUUUUUGAUAUCAGCUUUGACCAAAGGAGACCCCCGGCCUCUCCCUGCCUUUCUGUGGUUCAUUGGCUCCUUCCCCUGGCUCCGUGCUGCUCUUGGGGGAGGGGUGUCACUGUUCGGGCGCUCCUAGCCCUACCUCCGGCCCUUGCGACCACACCUACUCUCACUGUGAAUCUCCCCGCUGGGGUCGGAGCAUUGGGCAGAGUUGGGGAGAGGGAAGGGGACUGAGCCGGCCGGAGGGCCCCUGCCUCCCGCUUCUGCCCGCCCCGGGACUGAUAAUGUGAAGUUCCUCAUUUUGCACAAGUGGCACUAGCCCCAGGGCCCACCCUUCCCUCUGUACCCACCAGGGUAGGGAGUUAUGGAGCCAGGGCUGAGUAGCCUUGGCCUACCUGUCUCCCACUCCGAAGGUGUUCCCCUCCCUUCCCUGGGGCCCCGGAACAUAUUUAUUGCAUGCGCCCCGGAUGGCCCCCAUUCCCAGCCCCUUGGGCUGGGCUGGAACGUGGUCUCCUUAGCUCCCUCCUCUUCGUUUGUAUAUUUCAUACCUGUACACAGGCUCUUCCAGAGCCGUUUCCAUUUUCUAUAUUCGAACCAAACAGCAAUAAAGCAGUAACCAAGG
Molecule: messenger RNA, 3260 nt
Organism: Castor canadensis (American beaver)
Lineage: Eukaryota; Metazoa; Chordata; Mammalia; Rodentia; Castoridae
Gene: Hic1
Product: HIC ZBTB transcriptional repressor 1
Biological process (GO): regulation of transcription by RNA polymerase II
Cellular component (GO): nucleus
Molecular function (GO): protein binding; DNA-binding transcription factor activity, RNA polymerase II-specific
Source: RefSeq, a predicted model, not a curated record